AUAAACAAAUUAGAAAAUUCAUUUUUUUAUUGGAUUCACUUGGCAACAGCCAACAACGAAUCAAAUCAUCAUCUAAUACAUAGUUAUAUUAGAAGCUGUGAAUGUGCCUCCAACUAGACAAAAGCACAUGCACCAUAAAUGAUCAAACCCAUGAAACUUCCAUCUCUCUCUUUUUCCCCUAUAUAAACUAAGGUCACUUGCCUCAAUAUUCCAUCAACAAUAUACAUCUGAUCAAAACUCCUAGAGAGAUCUAAUAAAAUGAAGUCUUUUGCGUUCUUGAUUCUCUUUCUCUUUGCAGCACAAUCUAUGAGCGUCUAUGCAGGCAGCUUUCACAAAGACGUUAAAAUACAUUGGGGUGAUGGUCGAGGAAAGAUUCACGAUAAUGAAGGAAAACUUCUUUCUCUCUCGCUUGACAAAUCUUCUGGUUCAGGUUUCCAAUCUAAUCAAGAGUUUCUUUAUGGCAAAGCCGAGGUUCAAAUGAAACUUGUCCCUGGUAACUCUGCUGGAACCGUCACAACAUUCUAUCUUAAAUCUCCGGGAACUACAUGGGAUGAGAUUGAUUUCGAGUUCUUGGGGAACAUAAGUGGUCAUCCAUAUACUCUCCACACUAAUGUUUACACAAAAGGCUCAGGAGACAAAGAACAACAGUUUCAUCUAUGGUUUGACCCAACCGCUAACUUCCACACUUACUGCAUCACAUGGAAUCCUCAAAGGAUUAUUUUUACUGUUGAUGGGAUUCCAAUUAGAGAGUUCAUGAAUGCCGAGUCACGUGGAGUCCCAUUCCCAACGAAGCAACCAAUGAGGCUCUAUGCGAGUCUCUGGGAAGCUGAGCAUUGGGCUACAAGGGGAGGAUUAGAGAAAACAGAUUGGUCAAAAGCUCCUUUCACCGCUUUCUACAGAAACUACAAUGUUGAAGGAUGUGUUUGGGCUAAUGGAAAAUCAGCUUGUCCCGCAAAUUCUCAAUGGUUCACUCAAAAACUCGAUUCGAAUGGCCAGAAAAGAAUGAAAGGGGUACAAAGUAAAUACAUGGUUUACAACUAUUGCGCCGAUAAAAAGAGGUUUCCUCGAGGUGUUCCUCCAGAGUGCAGCUAAAUUAUUGAUUCUUUGAUUCGUGAAUAAGUUACUUGGCAUUGUCUUUGUAACUCAAUGGUUCUUCUUUUCUAUUAUUUUUCAUUGAUUUGUUGCUCAUAUAAAUCUGGUGUUUGUGGAAGAUUUUUAAAGCAAUAAUAAAUAAUGAGAUUUUCUUUUAAAAA
Arabidopsis lyrata subsp. lyrata is the source of this 1253-nucleotide messenger RNA. RefSeq names its product probable xyloglucan endotransglucosylase/hydrolase protein 19. Gene Ontology annotation, cellular component: cell wall; apoplast. Gene Ontology annotation, molecular function: xyloglucan:xyloglucosyl transferase activity; hydrolase activity, hydrolyzing O-glycosyl compounds. Gene Ontology annotation, biological process: cell wall biogenesis; xyloglucan metabolic process. The record is from RefSeq and is a predicted model, not a curated record. Bases 259 to 1092 code for a protein of 277 amino acids. The transcript has 3 exons. Lineage: Eukaryota; Viridiplantae; Streptophyta; Magnoliopsida; Brassicales; Brassicaceae.